CAACAAGCAAUAUAUCCAAUAACUUUAAUCUUUUCAUAAAUCUUCACGAGCCUCAAAAAGAAUUUCAAACUUUAAAGAAAGAGAUGGCUUUGAUGAGAAGUGUACUGGGUGCAAAGAAGGUUUUUGGAGCGGUAACAAGCAAAGGGGCAACCUCUGCGACACCAAAAGGGUUUCUUGCGGUGUACGUAGGAGAGAGUCUGAAGAAGAGAGAUGUAGUGCCAAUCUCAUACCUGAGCCAGCCUUCCUUUCAAGCUCUACUCGGUAAGUCUGAAGAAGAGUUUGGGUUUGAUCAUCCAAUGGGUGGAUUAACCAUUCCUUGUCCGGAAGAUACAUUCGUCAAUGUGACUUCUCGGUUCCAGUGAUGAUUACUUGACUGUCAAGUUUUGUUAUGGGAGUUAUAGAAAUAGACAUCCAUUGUAAAUAGAUGACCUUUUUCUCUCUCUUCUUCAAAUACUUGUUCUAAAGUUUAGAAAGUGAGUGCCAUUUUUAUGUAAUAGACAAUAUCAUGUGAAUACAUUUUGGAA
Molecule: messenger RNA, 524 nt
Organism: Brassica oleracea var. oleracea
Lineage: Eukaryota; Viridiplantae; Streptophyta; Magnoliopsida; Brassicales; Brassicaceae
Product: auxin-responsive protein SAUR21-like
Exons: 1
Coding region: 84-362 (92 amino acids)
Biological process (GO): response to auxin
Source: RefSeq, a predicted model, not a curated record